CUAUACCACUACCACCACCACCACACCAGAGCCCGAAGUGGUGCUAGCUUUCCCCGCAUCACACUAAAUUCAGGUACAAGAUUAAAAUAAAUGUCAAGCUUUAACCUCCAGUAUGUCAACCAAUGCCAAAUCUAUUGUAAACAACUGAACGCACUCAAAGUUAAGAUGUCACCAAAACCAAUACUACCUCCACCAAAAGCAUCACUACCCUCAUCGAACACCAUUCCCCCUGCAGAUGCAAAGACACGAUUAAAAAGAGCUGAGAAUGCUAGGAAACGUUUAGCAGGCCACCGCACAGUUAUUGAGGAAUCAGACGAAGAAGAAGAAUCGGAUGACGAGGCAGAAUGGGAAUGGAUAUACGAAAGCGAGAAUCAUGAAGAAAUUGCUUCAUCGCCGCAGACCAAUGCCAGAGGAGAAGAGAGCGCAGCAGCUAAAAGAACCCGUCGACUUUCCAAAAGUACAGGAGCUAGUAGGAUUAUUGGUGCCAAGGCUGGAAAAAUUGUCUGCAAGAUUGCAGAUUGUGUUUUGAUAAAUAACGAUACUUCGAAUACAAACUGGGUUGGGGUUAUAUCAGGAUUUGAAGAAGAUGAGGACUAUGAUGAGAAUGCUGAAUCAUAUCUUGAUAUAAUGAAAGCCAAUAUUUGGUGGUUCAGUAGCCCAAAGGAUAUACACAGUAAGACAAGGAAGCGUUCAGAUUUCUUGGAAGUAAGUAAUCCACUUCCUAUAUUUGGGCUUUGUGGCCAAUGACUAUAGAACGAGUUGUACAUAUCCUCCGAUCCUGAUACAAUCUCACUGGCGACCAUUAAUGGCACGGCUACGAUCCUAUCCGAAGAAGCUUUCAAAGCCAAAUACCCGACAGGAAAAAUACCGAGAAAUCGAAAAGAAAAUGGGAAAACAUUCAUAUGUCGUCGAGGAUUGCACAGUAAAUCUGUCACAUAUACAGAUGAAUUUAUAUGGGAGGAAGUAUAUCACAAUACGGAGGAUAGUGUUGAAAAGUUGAUCGAGAAGAUAGAGAAUAGCAUACCAAAUAAGAAGAGAAAGAAACCUGUAUUUUCGAGGAAGAAGCAUGGAGAUGAUGACGACGCAAGUGUGGCAUCUGAGCAAGAAGAUUCAGAAGUGGAUGAAGAAAUCUUUACAACACCCCGGAAAAAGCAAAAGACUACCAAAGCUAUAACACCUCGAAAACCACGUACGCCUUCCAAACUGCUAACUCCAAGUCAUAAGAGGUAUGUAGUACCAAUCAACCCUUGAAACCACUUAUUGACAGUUUCUACAGAAUUGUCGUCAAAAAGCCACUAGAAUUCACGCCUUUAGGAAUGCGUAUGCUCUCGCCAUCCGUUAAUGCUUCCCCUUUUCAAACAGCUCGAUUACGUCUUCACGUUUCGUCCGUUCCUGAUAAUCUCCCUUGUCGUGAGGAAGAGUUCUCAUCCGUCUACACCCAUCUCGCAGCUGCUAUUACAGAUGGCACAGGCUCUUGUAUUUAUAUCUCUGGAACUCCAGGAACUGGAAAAACUGCGACAGUACGAGAAGUUGUUGCACAGCUGAAUGCAUCCGUUCUGGCCGAUGAAUUAGAUCCUUUCAUAUUUGUUGAAAUUAAUGGAAUGAAAGUAACGGAUCCACAUCAAUCAUAUGCAUUGUUGUGGGAAGCGCUGAGAGGGGACAGAGUGAGUCCAAGUCAUGCAUUAGAUUUACUGGAAAGGGAAUUCAGCAAGCCGUCACCUAGGAGAGAACCAUGUGUAGUGUUGAUGGACGAAUUGGAUCAGCUAGUGACCAAAAACCAAAGUGUCAUGUAUAAUUUUUUCAACUGGCCUGGUCUGAGGCAUUCAAAACUAAUCGUGCUCGCCGUGGCCAAUACCAUGGAUUUACCUGAACGUACUCUUUCCAAUAAGAUUUCUUCACGUCUUGGUAUGUAUAAUAUUCGUUUGCUACAGGCGCUGUAAUUAACAUUUAACUUCAGGCCUAACUCGUAUAACCUUUCCUGGCUACACCCAUGACCAACUCCAAACCAUCAUAACCUCCCGUCUAGCCGACGUCCCCUCUCACCUAAUCCACCCCGACGCCAUUCAAUUUGCCUCCCGCAAAGUCGCCUCUGUUUCUGGCGACGCUCGCCGCGCUUUGGAUAUCUGUCGUCGAGCCGUCGAAAUCGCAGAAUCAGAAUUCGGUUCCAUUCCACACACACCUUCGAAAACUCCAGGUCGUGAAGAGAAAAAGGGGAAAGGUGUGGUUAGUAUAGCUACGGUUAAAAAAGCAAUUAAUGAAGCUACGACCAGUCCGCUUCAACAAUAUUUGAGAGCAUGUCCACUGGCUACGAAAAUGUUUCUUGCAGCUCUAGUACUGAGAUUGAGGAGGGCGGGAACGGGUGAGUGUUUGGUAGGUGAAGUGGUUGAUGAAUGUAGGAGAAUGGCAAAGCUGGAUACGGGGGGAAGUGUGGUUGGGUAUUUACUUGCAGGUGCGGGAAACGAGGGUGGUGGUGGGGGAAAAAAGAGAGAAAAACAAGUAAGGAAAGGAGCAAGGGUUCAAGGAAUGGGUGAAGCGGCCAUGGAAUUGAUGGAGGCGGGCGUUAUAGGAAUAGAGGUCCGAAAGGCGGAAAGAAUGGGAAAGGUUAGGUUGGGUAUUGGGGAGGAGGAUGUUAAGGUUGCUUUUAGGGAUGAUCCAGAGAUUAGGGGGUUGGGAUUUAUGGGAUAGAGUACGAGUACGUGAUAGGGCGUGUAAGGGAUGGAGGUUUAAUAUCUCCGUUACUUGACCUACUAGGUAAUCCUUAUUGAAUAUGCCCUUCUGGUUGUUUAGUUCAAACUCGGAUUAUCUAUCGCAUUGUUGGGCUGCGAGUUAGUGAUUUGAUGUGAUGAAUGAUAUGAUAUGAUGAAUGCGGGAUGAUGGAUGCUGGAGCUGGAGCUGGACAUGAUGGAUGAGUGGGAGGGAUAUUGGAUGGUGUGUUGAGAUUGGUGUAAAUAU
Molecule: messenger RNA, 2952 nt
Organism: Sclerotinia trifoliorum
Lineage: Eukaryota; Fungi; Ascomycota; Leotiomycetes; Helotiales; Sclerotiniaceae
Source: the annotation of a GenBank genome assembly